Messenger RNA from Lytechinus variegatus (green sea urchin), 2841 nucleotides. RefSeq lists its product as uncharacterized. The transcript has a single exon. Gene Ontology annotation, biological process: DNA integration. The coding region runs from base 1 to 2841 and encodes 946 amino acids. Gene Ontology annotation, molecular function: nucleic acid binding. The record is from RefSeq and is a predicted model, not a curated record. Lineage: Eukaryota; Metazoa; Echinodermata; Echinoidea; Temnopleuroida; Toxopneustidae.
AUGGCAGAAGAAUUAGAUAUUGGAAAACUUAUGCAGGCCAUAUCCCUUGGUGAGAUCAAGAAAUUGAAAAAGAGUGAGUUGAAGGCAGUCGCCAGUCACGUGGGCUUGAAGAUAGAGUCAAAGCUGAGAAAGGAUGAAAUAGUUGACAUUUUAUCUGACCAUUUUGGACUCGAGUCAGUAGAUCGCAAAGGCAACGGCAAUAUUGAUGUUGAGUUAGCGAAACUAGAAUUAGAGAAAGAGAGACUAAAAGUUGAAGCCAAGCAAUUAGACAUAAAGAAGUUGGAAAUGGAAUCUAGUCUGAAGUAUACUCGGUUUGAUUUGGCUAAAGAAUCAAGACUGGUGCCAAAAUUUUGCGAGGAUGAAAUUGAUGCUUUCUUUUUGGCUUUUGAGAAGUUAGCUAGGAGGUUAGAUUGGCCUAAGCAAUUUUGGACGCUGCUUAUUCAGACUGCUCUUGUUGGUAAGGCCCAAGAGGUAUUUUCGUCUUUGUCUGAAAAAGAAUCGGAAAAUUAUGAGUCAGUAAAGGCAGUUAUUUUAUCUGCAUAUGAAUUAGUACCUGAGGCUUAUAGGCGGCAGUUUCGGGAGGCUAGGAAAAAGUCAGAUCAAACAUACGUUGAGCUUGUAAGAGAAAAGACGAUGUAUUUUGAUCGCUGGGUCGGUGCUUUGAAAAUCAAAUCUGAUUAUGAGUCUCUUAGGGAAGCAAUGAUCUUAGAGGAUUUCAAGGGUUCUUUGCCUACUCAGACUAGACUACAUGUUGAGGAGCAAGGGAUUACCCAGCUGCAUAGGGCUGCUGUAGUAUCUGAUGAGUAUGAACUGUUGCACAAGAAUAAAGUGGGCCCUAAAUUUGAGAGUGUCAAGGAAGGGUCGCUACCCAGGUCAAAUGUUAGGUCAGAUAUGAACUCUCAGUCCCAGCAUGAAAGCAAAGCAGGUGAUCCGCAGGGUGCGCGGGGUAAAUCUAAAUUGCAAUGCACGUAUUGUUCAAAGAAAGGACAUACAGAAUCAAAAUGUUGGAGGUUAGCAUAUGAUAAACAUGACAAGAAGGAAGUGAUGUUCAUCAAACCGAGUACAACAGAGCAGGUUGGUAGAGAAGUAGACCGAGGAGAUAAAUGUCGUUUGACUAAGUCUGUUGAUGAUUCAGUAGAAGGGGCGACUGAUGGUUUUCGCAGUUUUCUGUCUCAUGGUACUGUGUCUCACUCUGAUGGCGAAUCUAGGCCAGUUGUUAUCCUUCGGGAUACUGGGUCGUUGCAAAGCCUGUUAGUUGCAGAUGUCGCACAUUUGCCUGAGGAUAGUUGGACAGGGCUAUAUGCGCUUGUAAGGGGCAUUGGGGAAGGCUAUAUCUCGGUGCCACUGUACAAGGUAUUCCUAGAGAGUGAUAUUGUUUCUGGGUUGGUUUCAAUUGGUGUAGUUUCUAGUCUGCCAAUGGAGGGCGUGCAUAUGUUAAUGGGCAAUGACUUAGCCGGUGAGAGAGUUAGAGGUUCGCCUAUAGUGUCUGAUGAUCCUGUUUCUGGAGCCGAGACUGAGCAAUUGCAGGAUGACUUCCCUGGCAUAUUUCCUGCAUGUGCAGUAACAAGGUCGCAACUUCGUAGGUCUAAGAGAGAUGAUGCUGAGUCGGUGGAGUUGAGUGAUAAUUCGGAGGUCUUGUUGGCGGAAACGUUCUUCCAGGAUUUGGAGAGGAGGGCGGACGAGACAGAGUCUAAUGGUGAGAGGUAUUGUCGGUCAUCUCUGAUCAAGGCUCAAAACGGUGACCCUUCACUUCAGCGGUUGUUUGCAGUGGCAAUUUCUGAGGAGGAAGCUCAAGAUAGCCCACAGUGUUUCUACAUAAAAUCCGAGGUCCUGAUGAGGAAGUGGAGGCCUCCGUCAAGACCAGCCACAGAGGAAUGGUCGAUACUUCACCAGAUUGUUUUGCCUCAGUCUUAUCGGCAGGAGGUUCUGAGGAUGGCACAUGAAAUUCCGGUAGGCGGUCAUCUAGGCACCAGGAAGACCCGGUCUAAAGUUACCAAGCAUUUCUUUUGGCCCGGCUUACAUAAAGAUGUGUCGGAAUUUUGCAGGUCUUGCCACACUUGUCAGAUGGUGGGGAAGCCCCAACCUUCUUUGAAGCCCGCACCUUUGAUCCCAAUUCCGGCGUUAGGUGAACCUUUCAGUAGAGUGUUGGUAGACUGUGUCGGCCCAUUGCCUCGAACCAAGUCAGGGUGUAAAUAUCUUUUGACAAUCAUGGAUGUGUCCUCCAGGUUCCCUGAAGCAGUACCUUUAAGGACGAUUACAGCGAGGACGGUUUUAGAUGCAUUGUUGCACUUUUUUACGAGAUAUGGCCUUCCGAAGGAGAUACAGUCGGAUCAAGGAUCCAAUUUUAUGUCUGGUGUUUUCAAGCAGGUCAUGUCUGAAUUGGGUGUUCACCACCUCAGAUCCACAGCUUAUCACCCACAAUCACAAGGUGCAAUCGAGAGGUUUCAUCAGACUUUGAAGACGAUGAUCAAAGCAUACUGUGCAGAUUUUCCAGAUGAUUGGGAUAAGGGUAUUCCUUUCUUGUUAUUUGCUAUCAGAGAUGCUCCGAACGAGUCUACCACCUACACGCCUUUUGAGCUUGUGUUUGGACACGAGGUUCGGGGCCCCCUUAAGUUGGUCAAGGAGAAGCUCUUAGAGGAAGCAGGACCUGAAGAGUGCAAUAUCUUGGAGUAUGUAUCUAACUUCAGGGGUAGACUUUCAAAGGCAUGUGACCUGGCAAGGGAACACUUAAGGAUUUCACAGAAAGACAUGAAGGUCAGAGCUGAUCGGAAAGCCAAGGUUCGAAGUUUUUCGCCGGGUGACAAGGUGUUGGUACUCUUACCUAUUCCGGGGAACCUCUGA